This is a messenger RNA of Teleopsis dalmanni, 1738 nucleotides long. RefSeq names its product protein will die slowly. Gene Ontology annotation, molecular function: histone binding. The coding region runs from base 552 to 1604 and encodes 350 amino acids. The record is from RefSeq and is a predicted model, not a curated record. Gene Ontology annotation, cellular component: Set1C/COMPASS complex. NCBI's taxonomy places the organism in Eukaryota, Metazoa, Arthropoda, Insecta, Diptera, Diopsidae. The transcript is spliced from 5 exons.
UAAGUUCAAAUAAGUUUUCUGAUCUGGCACCACGAAUUUUAUUCAGGUUUACUAAAUUAUGAUACGCGCAAGGUUGCAAAAUUUUUAUUGAAAAUAUAUAUUUUGUAACUUAAUUAUUUUUGUGCAAAAAUUAAAAAAUCGAUGUACAAAAUUGCAUGCAAAAUUAUUUAUAUUUUAUUUUGAUUUUUCAAUGAUUAUUGCUGAUUAUGGGCAAGCAUAUGGAUAUGUUUCUAGAUAUAUGCUUAAAGCGUAGUAGUAUAUUGCUAACUUUUGGUAGUAUACUUCAUGGCUAUAGGGCAAUACUGGCAAAUGAAAGGGAUUGUCGAAAGAAACUUGAAAAGGAACGGAGAACCAAAUAAUUAUUCAUUCUGAACACAAAUACGCAGAUUAAAGUAUAAGAAAGUUUUAUUUUGAACAGUAAACAAAACAAUAACAACGCCGCGUGCUCACAUACCCCUUGCCGCGCCGAUCUGUCAAACGUGUUUAUUUGUAUUUACUACACGCGACAUAAACAAUUGAGAAGUAAAGAAUUUUAAAUAAAUAUAUAAAAUAUGGUACCAAUUGGACCCGUUCAUCAUCCCGGUGUACAUCAACCGCAACCAAUACCGACUGCACCAACUGGACCAAAUACUUUGCAAUCUGCCGCUGCAACUUCGUCCAACAAUCCAUCAAAUAAAACAUCUUUGUCAGUGAAACCAAACUACACAUUAAAAUUUACUCUUGCCGGUCACACGAAAGCAGUUUCAGCUGUGAAAUUUAGUCCCAAUGGAGAGUGGUUGGCUAGCUCAUCUGCUGAUAAACUUAUUAAAAUAUGGGGGGCUUAUGAUGGAAAAUUUGAGAAAACUAUUGCCGGUCAUAAGCUAGGCAUAAGCGAUGUGGCUUGGUCGUCUGAUUCUCGUUUGCUUGUAAGUGGAAGCGAUGACAAGACACUUAAAAUCUGGGAGCUUAGUUCUGGAAAAUGUUUAAAAACAUUAAAAGGACACAGUAACUACGUUUUUUGUUGCAAUUUCAAUCCCCAAAGCAACUUAAUCGUAUCUGGUAGUUUUGAUGAAAGCGUGCGUAUUUGGGAUGUACGCACUGGCAAAUGUUUAAAAACACUGCCCGCACAUUCAGAUCCAGUAUCUGCUGUCCAUUUUAAUCGUGAUGGAUCUCUAAUUGUUAGCUCGAGUUAUGACGGGCUGUGCCGUAUUUGGGACACAGCAAGUGGCCAGUGUUUAAAGACGCUUAUUGAUGAUGAUAAUCCUCCAGUAAGUUUUGUGAAAUUUUCGCCAAAUGGCAAGUAUAUUUUAGCCGCUACGCUUGACAACACAUUGAAAUUGUGGGACUAUUCAAAAGGUAAAUGUCUUAAAACGUAUACCGGGCAUAAAAAUGAAAAAUACUGCAUAUUUGCAAACUUCUCAGUUACUGGUGGCAAAUGGAUAGUGUCAGGGAGUGAAGAUAAUAUGGUUUACAUUUGGAAUUUGCAAAGUAAAGAAGUCGUACAGAAGUUGAACGGUCACACUGAUACUGUUCUUUGCACCGCUUGUCAUCCAACUGAAAAUAUUAUUGCAUCUGCAGCUUUGGAGAAUGACAAAACCAUUAAACUAUGGAAGAGUGACACAUAAUUUCGCUUAAUUAUCAUUAUUUUAAGUUUAUUAAAAUUAUAUUUUAUAUUACUUUCACUUAAUAGGGGGAGUACUAAUUAGUUUAAGCUUAAGCAAAAAAGAAGAUAAGAAUCAGAAAUGGUUCUUAAAAAAUU